This is a messenger RNA of Trifolium pratense (red clover), 1611 nucleotides long. RefSeq names its product protein HEAT INTOLERANT 4. Bases 184 to 1242 code for a protein of 352 amino acids. The transcript is spliced from 14 exons. The record is from RefSeq and is a predicted model, not a curated record. Lineage: Eukaryota; Viridiplantae; Streptophyta; Magnoliopsida; Fabales; Fabaceae. Gene Ontology annotation, biological process: regulation of cellular response to heat.
UUUUGAUUUAUUUAUUUGUUAUUUGUUAUAUAAAUAGCGUUUAAAAUCUCGUCUCUCUCAUCUGAAUUUUGAAUCCGGAUCUAGCGCCUUCGAUUUCACCUCUUCAACCCCUUCCAAACCCUAUCUCUUCUCCGUUUCUUUCUUCUUCACUCUUUUCUCUGUUCAUUCCAAUUUCAACACACAAUGAGGAAAGGUGCUAAGAGAAAAACCAAACACACCGAAGAAGAUCCAAAACCUCAUUCCGAACCUGCUCCACCUACCGCCACUGCUUCGUCUCAACAAAACGAUAACCAAAUUACCAAACCUAAACCUAAACGUCAAAAAACCGUAAAACCCCAAUCCGAACCUGAAUACUUUGAAGAUAAGCGUAAUUUGGAAGAUUUAUGGAUUGAAACAUUCCCUGUUGGAACUGAGUGGGACCAAUUGGAUGCUGUGUAUCAAAUCAAGUGGAAUUUCUCGAACCUUGAAAAUGCAUUUGAAGAGGGCGGUUUGUUGUACGAGAAGAAGGUUUAUCUCUUUGGUUGCACUGAGCCUCAACUGGUUUCAUAUCAAGGGCAAAACAAAGUUGUCUGCAUACCUGUUGUUGUAGCUGUUGUAUCACCUUUUCCACCAUCUGAUAAAAUUGGGAUCAACUCAGUUCAGAGAGAGGCUGAAGAGAUAAUCCCCAUGAAGCAAAUGAAAAUGGACUGGGUUCCAUACAUUCCUCUGGAGGACCGAGAUAGCCAAGUUGAUAGACUAAAGUCUCAAAUCUUCAUCUUGCGUUGCACCCAAAGAAGGUCUGCUCUAAAACACCUGAAGUUGGAUAGAUUAAAGAAAUAUGAGUACUGCUUGCCUUAUUUCUAUCAGCCAUUCAAGGAAGAUGAAUUUGAACAGAGCACUGAGGUUCCAAUAAUAUAUCCAGUUGAGCCAAAGCCGGUCUUCUGUGAAUUUGAUUGGGAAUUAGAUGAACUUGAGGAAUUUACUGAUAAGCUUAUUGAGGCGGAAGAGUUAGCAGCAGACCAAAAGGACGCCUUCAAGGAAUUUGUCAGGGAAAGGGUUCGGGAAGCAAAGAGAGCCAAUAGAGAGGCAAGGGAAGCACGGAAACAAGCCAUUAAAGAUAUGAGUCCGGAGACUAAAGCUGCAUUUGAUACUAUGAGAUUCUAUAAGUUCUACCCUGUUCCAUCUCCAGAUGCACCUGAUGUGUCAAAUGUUAAGUCUCCGUUCAUAAACAGGUAUUAUGGAAAGGCUCAUGAGGUUCUGUGAUUGGCUCCACAUCAAUGGCAAUUUUCUUGGCCUGCUUUGCUUUGCCAGUAUUUUAUUCUAUAUGAAGUUUAGGUGACCUCUUGGCGGCUCUGCCAAAUUUUCUUUACCGAUGUAAUAGUCUAAAGGAUCAUACAAUGUAAAGUUGUAGCUCAGAAAUCCUAGAAAAGUGAACUAGGUGGUGAGGGUAAUUGAGACAAUGUUUAUGACUUCCAUUUUGUAGAGAAUUUCUGAGCACAGCUUGAGCUGCAAUUCGAAUUGCUCUUAGCUCUGUCUUGGUUUUCUCUUAAAGAGUAUUAUUUUUUCCUUCAAAUUAAAUGUAUGACAGUUUUGAUUUAGGUCUAUGAUAAAAUAAAUUUUAGUUUCUUUUUA